AUGAAUGCGGACUGGCGGCGCUCCGCGGCCAAAUUCUACGGCGGUGCACAGACGCCGCUUUCACCGAAAGACGAAUGCUCUCAAAAAGUAAUCAUCGCGACAGCUUUCUUCGGUGUCUUCUCUAUUUCAAAGUGCUCGACAUCAGCCAUGGCAUACUUCCGCAUCACACUGAUACGCUCAGCCAUCGGUCUACCAGCGAAAUCGUCGAAUGUUCUCAAAGCGCUUGGACUGCGGAAGCGUAUGGCGACAGUCUUCCAUCCCGUAUCUCCCGAUGUCGCGGGUCAACUCAUGAAGGUCAAAGAGUUGAUCGCCGUGAAAGAGGUGGACCAGCCUAUGACAAAGGCCGAAGUACAUAUGGAGCGCAAGCCGGAUCCAGGCUUCUACGUCGAGUCAAGAGCUGCAGACAGAUUGAAGGCAGCCAACGAGACCUGA
Messenger RNA from Cyphellophora attinorum, 432 nucleotides. RefSeq names its product 54S ribosomal protein L33, mitochondrial. The record is from RefSeq and is a predicted model, not a curated record. Gene Ontology annotation, molecular function: structural constituent of ribosome. The coding region runs from base 1 to 432 and encodes 143 amino acids. Gene Ontology annotation, cellular component: mitochondrion; large ribosomal subunit. Lineage: Eukaryota; Fungi; Ascomycota; Eurotiomycetes; Chaetothyriales; Cyphellophoraceae. Gene Ontology annotation, biological process: translation. The transcript has a single exon.